This is a messenger RNA of Trematosphaeria pertusa, 2031 nucleotides long. RefSeq lists its product as uncharacterized. Lineage: Eukaryota; Fungi; Ascomycota; Dothideomycetes; Pleosporales; Trematosphaeriaceae. The annotation marks the transcript as partial. The transcript is spliced from 3 exons. The record is from RefSeq and is a predicted model, not a curated record. Gene Ontology annotation, molecular function: zinc ion binding; DNA-binding transcription factor activity, RNA polymerase II-specific; DNA binding. Gene Ontology annotation, biological process: positive regulation of transcription by RNA polymerase II; DNA-templated transcription.
CCGGCGAAGCGUACUCGAGUCUCUAGGGCCUGCGAUCAGUGCCGGACUGCGCGGGAAAAGUGUGACGGAGGGCAACCCAUAUGUCAGACCUGCACAUCGUGCAAACGGCCAUGCACGUAUACGUCACCUCCUAAGAAGAGGGGCAUCCAGCCAGGCUACAUUCGCACUUUGGAGCUUGCCUUGACUUGGCUAUUCCAGAACACCGGCUGCGAAGCCCUUCUCAACCAGAAGCUCGCCCAGGAACGCUCGGUGCUACUUGGCCGUGACACCAAGGAGUCCAACAAGCUCCACAAGGCCUGGAGACGGAGUCGGUUCUGCAAAGAUGUGGACAAGUUGCUCUCAGGGCAGCAGAUAACUUCACCUGACGUUGCACAUGAGGAUAGUGAUAGCGAGUCGGACGACCUAAGCCUUCACAAUCACCUUCCUAGCCUCGCCCCACAAGAAGACGCGAGGCCAUCGGGGUCAGUCCAACCCCCUUUCAUCCCAGCUAGGAAAGUCCCCCUGGACGCCUUCAGCCCACACGAUACCGAUACGACCACAACUAUGUCUUUGCCUCCGAACAGCUGGCGCCUCCUCGAUAUCUACUUCGCCUUCACCCAAUCUUGGCUACCCAUUUGCGAAAGACCGGAUACCCUCAAAUUAUCGUAUUCCUAUCCAGAGAUAGGCCUUGUCUUGUCUUCAGCAAUGCCAAACUCCGGCGACCACGCUGAACUUUGGAGUAUACUUGCCGUAGCUUCGCAUCAAUCGAGGCCUGAGUGUCCAGAAACUGCGGUGGCAACGGAAUCUGAGAGUUUGUAUAGUGUUGCUCGAAGCUUGAUUCCAGACGAGAGGGGAUUACUAGGCGUCGGACACGUCAAAGCGAUGGUCAACCUUGCAAUAGUGCAGCUCGGCCGAGCAAACUUCGAAGCUGCUUGGCUGCUUGUUGGCUCUGCCUCCCGGACCCUGUUGGCGCUCGAACAGUCACCGCAACCGGUUGGUUCUCGGUGGAAACAUCUUCUUGGCGCCUGUUUCUUGCUAGAUAACCUACUAUCUUCCCAACUACAUCGCCGCCGAUACCUUGAGGUAUUCGAUCUCCGACGAUUUGGACCGAUAGAAGAAGACGGACUCGAGGAAUGGCAACCAUGGAGUAGCCCACUCCAUCCCUCCCUGUCGCACGGUUCUAGGACACCGUUGCUCAGCCUGAGUAGCUUCAAUAGGCUCCUGGAGAUUACUGAUAUGCUGAGUUCGUCUGAGCAGCCAGCCGACACUGGACUUCCUUCAGAGCAAGUUCUUGGGCAAUUGAAUUCCUGGAAGGCUUCGUUACCGCCAACGCUUGAAUACAUCCGCGAUGAGCGCAAGCACACGCCGCUGAACCCUCCCGCUGUAUUACUACAGCUGAGCCAUCUCUACACCUGCUUUGCAUUGUCCCCAUCACAGCCAGUGCUUACGCAGAUCCUCGACCUGCUGGAGAGGUACUCAGAUCAGUUUGGAGUCGCCGCAUUACCGCCAGUUUCUCACUGCUUCCUACAAAGCUUACAGAGGAGCAGUAUGUACCUGGCGCUUGAGGCGACACUACAAUUCCGCCUUGAAAGUAUUCGUUUAGGAAUUAGCAGUACGUGGUCCUCAACUUCACGCGAAGCUCUUGGAGCUACUCCGGUCCCCACGAAUGCUCAGGCCCGACCCUCGGUUGUUGAAAAUCCGAUCCCUACUCCUGAAUCUCUUCAAGUGCCUUUCGACUCCCCGUACGCACCAGCCAGGAACCAAUCGGAUCCGCGAACCCCCAACUUUGACCCUUUGCGAAGGGACUUUUUCUCGCCCUCAUUGUAUCAGCACAAAUCAACUACGUCUCGCGACAUCGAGAGCUUCUUCGAUGAGCUAGCCUCUCUGGACGGUGCGGAGAUAGUAGACAAUCAGCCCCAAUUCAUGCAAAAUUUAGGCUUCGCACCUGAUGCAAGCAUGGCGGAUUUCCUCGCCGCAGAUCUCAGCCAGUACCUUCCGAUGGCUUCGACGACAUUCAUGCCUCAAGGCAACAACGGCCCUACCCAACUUGAU